Messenger RNA from Psylliodes chrysocephalus, 882 nucleotides. NCBI's taxonomy places the organism in Eukaryota, Metazoa, Arthropoda, Insecta, Coleoptera, Chrysomelidae. The record is from the annotation of a GenBank genome assembly.
AAAUGCACUUAGUAUAAUUUUAACGUUCCAUAAUAAUCAAGCGUAUACUACGCAAUAAAUUAUCACAUUAUUUUCAAAACAAAUCGAUGUCUUAAAAUUUAUUAAUUAUUUAUGAAUUAUAAUUAAUCUCAGUCCUAAAUAUUUUUUAUAUUAAAUUAUUUGUGUCAUUAAAGUUAUUAUUUCAAAAUGAUUCGUUUAAGCAACCUGUUAUUAAUUAUUUUCAUCACUACCACGCUUUUCUCCAUAACAUCAGCAGCUACUGUUAUUAACCAACAACUACCUUGCAAUUGUCAUCGAGGCUACACCGUUCAACUUCAUCCCAAGGAUAAGAAGUUGUUCUGUCAAGGAAUACUGCACGAAGGAAGAAGAUCCUGCUCAAAUUUAGAACGACCUCGGUGCAUUUGCACAUUAGGACAAGGUUUCAUUGUACAAGAUUUGUACGGGUAUUGGUGCGUUAAAGUGAAACCUGGGUUUGCGGAAGAAAUCAGAUGGGACUGUGAGAACAAAAAAGACUGGGAUGCAUUUUUUAAACUUUAUCCUGAAGAAAAACCUGUGGCAGAUAUUGCAUUUGAUACAUUCCCAGAAAAAAUCACCGACAUAAAAGACUGCCAUUGCAAUGACGGGUUCGAGGCUAAAGGUACUCCUGAUGUUGGAUACAAAUGUCACGGUAUAUUCAAGAAGAUAAUAGUCUUAUGUAACACUAUACAACGACCUCGUUGCAUUUGUACAGACCACACUGGUGUACUUACUGACGAAACUGGUACCUGGUGUACUAGAUAUGGAGGCGGCAGGGAAAUUAGAAGGUGGAAUUGCGAAAACACAGAAGACUGGGAAACAUUUUUCACUGCACAUCCAGACGAAAGGCCAAAACCAAAAGUUUAA